Capsella rubella is the source of this 1237-nucleotide messenger RNA. RefSeq names its product dnAJ-like protein slr0093. Gene Ontology annotation, cellular component: cytoplasm; nucleus. NCBI's taxonomy places the organism in Eukaryota, Viridiplantae, Streptophyta, Magnoliopsida, Brassicales, Brassicaceae. The transcript has 6 exons. The coding region runs from base 323 to 754 and encodes 143 amino acids. The record is from RefSeq and is a predicted model, not a curated record.
AAAAGUAAGAGCCAAGUCUCUUCUUCUCAGCCUAAACUUGUUCCCCUAAUAACAAGAAUAAACUGAAAAAUCAAAAAAUCAAAUCAAAGCAAAACCACAGAUUCGAUUGAUAUUUUUGCCUGUCCAAAUUCCCCCAUUUAAUUCAUGGGAAAAGACAGCUUUUUUUCUAGUAAUUCCUCUACCAUUAGUUUGAUUUUAUUUUGAAGAGGGAAAAAAAGAAAAAUCUGCAGUCCCUUUUCUUCCUUAUUUUUAGGGUUUUUAUUCUUCAGUUGAACUUAGAUGAUGUGUGAAGAGAUUCUUCCUCUGUUCUUCUCUGCAUCAGAUGGAAGAUAACAAUCCUCCCAAGGAUUACUAUAAGAUCCUUGAAGUUGAUUAUGAUGCUACUGAGGAGAUGAUCAAGCUGAAUUAUCGGAAGCUUGCAUUGAAGUGGCAUCCUGAUAAGCACAAUUGUGAUACUGUGGCUACUUCGAAAUUUCAAGAGAUUAAUGAAGCUUAUAAUGUACUAAUGGACCCUGCUUUACGUUUUGAGUACGAUUUAACCGGUAUUUACGAGAUUCACAAGUAUACAUUGCGGGAAUAUCUCGCUAGGUUUAAGGGAAUGAUACUCACUUGCAAUGGACUCGGCAUCAGUCACUCCUCAUCACCAUGGACACAACAAUUGGCGGAUGGCAAUAACACAACAGAUGAGCAAGGUUCCAAUCUAGUUUACUCCGUUUUUACCGCUAAAAGCGAUUCUCUUCUUCCAGGCUUUUAAAUCUCCAUCAUCAGUUGAUGUCUCGCUUAUCACCGUUUAAACAGGAUACUGUAUAAACUGAAGAAGAAACAGAGCUCUGCAACCUUUGGUUACAGAACUCAAAAAAGGCAUUAUUAUUCCGCCUCACCAGAGAUAAGUUACCAGGCGCGGAAAUAUAGUGGUACACCUUAUGUAUAUGUCCAGGAUAUAACAGCUUUGGAAGGAUGUAUGUAUGUUUAGAAAGAUGAUUGGUACAAUAAGGAAGAAACAUUAUCUGGCAAAUGUAAUAUUUAGCUUCACAGUGUUGUGGGUAUAAGCCUUGUACUCUGUAUAGUAUCAUCAUUCAUGGGGUCACGCGUAGAAUAGACAGACAUCAAAGUGAAGCUUCAACCAUUGUUAUGUGUUUGAGGGUUUUAUAGCUUCUCCUUAUUAUAUAACAAGAAAAUGUAUUUCUUACAUUUGUGUGUUUGGAAUUAAGUUGUGGUGUGUUUUUUUGUUCCGUCA